AUGACUAAAAUCAAGAAAGCGUUCAACGUAACUGUUCACAAGUAUGAAGAUUACGAGAAAACAGACAUGGAUAGUCCCAUAAUCAAGUCACACGUCAACAUCAGAGAUAUGCAAGAAAAUAGCAAAGAGACAGAAUUCCCAAAAAAUGUACUCUGCGUAAUUAUUCCACAAACAACCAACGAGGAGGAGAACGGAAAUGACUCGCUAAUUCAAACAGACAGUAUUCCAGAGACGAACUCGCAAUGCUUCGCCGAAUUACCUCAUGUUGACUUGAAACACAUCGAGAACGACGACACCUCGUUAAUAAAAUGUGCUCAGAAAUGUAAAGCCCAGACUAAAGCAAAUAAGCAUUCAUCUCUGCAAAACGACAUUGGCCAACAUUUUUCAAUCUCCGUUCGGGUUUUCCCAAUUUUGAAUGGAACAGAUUCAAAUAACAUUUUUGAUGUUAACUCUGUUUCAAGCAAAUUAAUAUUUCAAAAAUACUCCAGAAAUCGCGAAUUUCAAUUCGACCACGUUUUCUCAGAAAAUACAAACAAUUGCGAGUUGUACUGCAAAACCAUUGCUCAAUUUUCCUCCCAUUUUGCUAAAGGAAAAUCUGGCGCUUGUUUUACUUUUGGACAGACAUGUAGUGGAAAGACACACACGCUUUUUGAGAUUGUGGAUAGUCCAGGAAUUUGCUUUCAGUUCGUGUCUGAUUCAUUUUCCUUGGUUGACUCACUUGUCAUUUCUUGCUAUGAAAUUUAUUACGAAAAACUGCGCGAUUUAAUGUCUGAGAACACCAGAAAGUAUAUUUCACAAAUGACACGCAUUAGUGAGUCCCUGAAAAUGUGUUCUACGGAUGAAGGGGAAUUGAAGAUCCUCAACUUGACGCACGCAAAAGUGACCAACAUUGAUGAAUUCAUUCAGGUUUGUUAA
Messenger RNA from Octopus sinensis (East Asian common octopus), 915 nucleotides. RefSeq names its product kinesin-like protein KIP2. Gene Ontology annotation, cellular component: microtubule; kinesin complex. Gene Ontology annotation, molecular function: microtubule binding; ATP hydrolysis activity; ATP binding. The transcript has a single exon. Gene Ontology annotation, biological process: microtubule-based movement. Lineage: Eukaryota; Metazoa; Mollusca; Cephalopoda; Octopoda; Octopodidae. Bases 1 to 915 code for a protein of 304 amino acids. The record is from RefSeq and is a predicted model, not a curated record.